Triticum turgidum subsp. durum (durum wheat) is the source of this 2193-nucleotide messenger RNA. The record is from the annotation of a GenBank genome assembly. NCBI's taxonomy places the organism in Eukaryota, Viridiplantae, Streptophyta, Magnoliopsida, Poales, Poaceae.
AUGGUGGCCAUGGGCUUGCCUGCAACUGCAAGCAGAGGCAGCGCGCAGCUCCUCCUCUUCGUCUAUUUCGUCCUCCUCCUCGCUUCCUUGCACUUCUCUGGAGUGAAAUCUCUCGACGUUUCUCCUCCCGCUUCCGCUCCGACUUCCGCUCCCCCUCCAGUGGCAGCAGCAGUUGCCUCACCCUUCUCCUUCAGCUUCGACUUCACCAACUCGUCCACCUAUAGCAUGGAAGACCUCGAGUUCGAGGGCUCCGCGUCGGCGACGGUGCAAGACCACCUGCUCGACCACCAUGUCGACGUCACCUGCAGCUCGUACGGGACGGAUCCCAAGCACUGCACGGGACGGGUGUCGUACGCGCACCCGGUGCCGUUCUACGACAACACCACCGGCGAGUUGGCCAGCUUCCAGACGCGCUUCACCUUCGCCAUCGUCGUGGACAACAGUACCAUGAAGGGUGAUGGCAUGGCUUUCUUCCUCGCCUGUUACCCAUCAAAAUUGUCACCAAACUCACGCGGGGGAAACCUUGGCCUGAUUAACUCCGGCGACGAUGGCAAGAACCAGGCCGCCUUCGGAGACGAGCGGUUCGUGGCAGUGGAGUUCGACACGUUCCAAAACACCUGGGACCCCAUUGGCGACCACGUUGGCAUCGACAUCAACUCUGUCUCAUCUGUAACGGCAACAAGGCUGCGCGACUUCAGCCUCAACGGCGCCAUGACGGCCACCGUCACCUUUGACAACGCCACACGGAUGCUGGUCGCCGAACUGCAGCUUGAUGAUGACAAACGUGAUCUUCGCCCUGUUCAGGUCAGCUUCCAGUUAACCGAUCAGCUCAACACCUUGCUCCCGCCUCAGGUGGCAGUAGGGUUUUCCGCAGCCACAGGCUCCGCCAUGGAGCUGCAUCGGAUACUGUCAUGGUCCUUCAACUCCUCGCUUGCUCCGCCCCGCAAAGCGGAUCAUGACAUGACGGCAGCGGUUGUUGGAGGAUCGAUUGGAGGGGCAGUGGCUUUGGUGGUUGUGGUGUGGUGGAUCAUAUCAUUUUUCAAGUGGACAAGGACCACAAGCCAUGACUUUUUUUCACGAACUGGAGGAGCCAGACGAUUCGAGUAUAGUGUUCUGGCUGCUGCAACGGACGACUUCUCUGAGGAGAGGGUUAUUGGGCAAGGUGCCUUUGGAGUAGUCUACAGAGGUACAAUCUCCAAAGGAUCAUCAUCAGUUCCACCCUCAAGAGAACCAGAUGAUCCAUCCUCCAGCGAAUCGAGUGUGUCAUCAAACUCAAGCUCGAAGGAAUCUACAGACGGCAGCGAGGUGGCUGUAAAGAAGAUCUUGAAAGAGACAAGAGGAGGAAAUCUAGACUUCUUUGCCGAGAUGAACACCAUUAGUGAAGCCAAACACAAGAAUCUCGUAAAGUUGAAAGGAUGGUGCUGCAGGGAAAACAACCGGAACCUGCUCGAUUUCAUGUGCUGGUGCUGCAAGAAGAAGGAGGAUGACGAGCUCUUCCUUGUCUAUGAACUGGUGCCUAACGGCAAUCUGCACUACCACCUGUGCAAGAGUGAUCAAGUAAUACCAUGGCCAACAAGGUACCAAAUCGUGAAAGACAUUGGCUCGGCUCUUGUUUACCUCCACCAUGAGUGUGACCCUUACAUUUUGCAUAGGGAUAUCAAACCAGGCAACAUACUCCUGGACAACAACUUCAAUGCCAAGCUUGCUGACUUCGGUCUGUCGAGGAUCGGCAACCAGGAUAAGGCGACGUUGAUGACAACCGCUCUAGGGACGGAAGGGUAUAUAGAUCCAGAAUGUAGGAAAGAUGGGAAAGUAAAGUUCUACCCUAGAUCAGAUGUCUAUAGCUUUGGAAUUGUCCUACUUGACAUUGUAUGCACAUGGAAGUCAAGGGAGCAUGUAUGGGAGCUAUACAAAGGAGGCAAGGUCAUCGAGGCUACAGAUGCAAGGUUGCAUGGGGAUGACUUUGAUAGGUGGCAGACACAGAUGCAGCGUGUAGCUGUCCUAGGACUCUGGUGUUCUCUUCUUGACGGUGCGAAAAGGCCUACCAUUCAGAAAGCAAUGGAGUUCCUGGAACGUGAUGAGCCAUUGCCUAACCUUAACUACACGGUGAACACUUGGCUUCCCUCGCCACAUCAUGAUGCCUACACUAGUCAUUGCUCUGACGAGCAAACACUUAUGUCAAAUCUCAGAUGA